Sclerotinia trifoliorum is the source of this 2070-nucleotide messenger RNA. The record is from the annotation of a GenBank genome assembly. Lineage: Eukaryota; Fungi; Ascomycota; Leotiomycetes; Helotiales; Sclerotiniaceae.
AACUUCACCUUCUCCCUGACAUUUUAUUUCCUUAUACUUUCUGCAAAUUUCAUUCACAGCUAUCAAAGUAAAACUGAGCAUGACCUCCGACUUCUCAAAUAAACAAGGCAAACUUCCCUCAAGGAGUGGGUAUCAAAAGACAAUGCAUCAAGGACCUGCCCAGCCCAGGACAUCGUCAUCUGUAACAAGAGGAGAAGAAGUUGGCGUCCACUCGCGUUCAAUGGAGCGAGGAGGUUCAAUAAAUAGUCAACACCUUACAAUAGGUAGCAGCACCAACGAAUCCGAGAAUGAAGUGCUUCUAGUACGCACCCGAAAAACUGCGCAAAAAACAAAGGAAAACGACCGACCCGCCGACCAAGGUGUGUAAUCGCAUAUUUUUUGAGGGUAUGGCUGAAUUUAUCUAAAUACUACAGAAGAAUCGUUUUCCUUAUCAGGCGCGCUUUUGGCCCAUUUACCAAGCUUCAUGGCCAGUCGAUCAUCGGCGAUGUCAAAUGAUAGCCGCACACACAAAGAAAAUAGAAGGCCAAGCACUGAAGAACAGUCCCCCCAGCAAAUGCAGUCAGACAAGCACAGGGGAGAACGUAUCCAGAGUGCUAAACAGAACGCAAUUUGUAUGUCACGGGAAAGUUUGGAUGGAAUAGUCAAUGGCAUCGACAAACAUCACGCGGCAAGACAGGACAAGCUUGAACGCCAAGUAAGAGAUUUGCAACAUCACAACGACAAUUCGAAAGAUUUAUUAGGCAAGUUACAAGCUCAAAACAAACAACUCGAAUCAGAAAAGCAAGAACUCGAGUUCGAAAAGCAGGCUAUUGAAGAAAAACACAACACCUUCAUCUUAAAGCAACAAGAAAUGACGUUCAGCCACAUGCCAAGCUCGCGUUGGGCGCCGGUCGAGGAUAGCAAAGUUAUGGAAGACCUUGAUAGGCUGAAGAGAGACAUGAGAAGCUGGGCGAAGAAAGUAUCAGCAAAUGAUAUGGACGCUGUUCUGAAAUCACUUGAUAAUCGUCAGCUUGCAGCUCUGCGAAAUGCGUUGGAAAAUGUGGUUGUCUUUGAGCAUGGUGAACUUCCUCAAGGAUUGUCUUCAAGAAAGCUUACAGCUCUACUUCUAAGCGCACUUCUUGCCCAUGAUAUUUACACAACCAUCGUUCGGGAUCCUUUUUUCUUUCUUGGGACCGUGGAUUUAGGAGGGAGAUUUGAGAAAACAUUGUUCCGUCAAGGGUUAGAAGAAACCUGUAAGCGGGGCCUCGCCUGUAAGUGAAGAGAACAGUGACUGCUGACUAAAACUAGACUGAUUCCUUUAAUAGCAGAUGAAGAGGAUACCCAUGUCUGGCGAUCCCAUACUUUGAGACUCUUUUUGCCUCCGGUAGAAACCGGGACUUCGGAAGGGGGAAAGGAAUUGCAUGCCGAGACUGAAUACAUGAUUGGAAAUGCGGCAUAUAAACAAGCUUGGAUCUUUCUACACAGUGCAGCAAAAUAUCUCAUCGACGACGAUCAACUCCGAGACAAGAUUUUCCCUAUCUACCGAGAGGCAGCAAUGGUGUCGUACAAUUUGUGGACAAGAAGAACAAAACUGGUGUGUUAUACUUUACACGAUGACACGGGAAGUCGCCCACUGUUUCAUCCCAAUAGCAAAGAUAUGAUUGCCCAUUCUUCGGUAGACUAUGAGAGCCACGCGGACCAGCUCGAAGGAAGAGCUAUUAGUAUAAUCCUGCAUCCGUGCUUGAAGGUCUACGGGACUGAUGAUGGGAAGGACUACCACCAGGGGCGUGUAUGGGCACCGGCGGAAGUGUGGCUCGAUAGCAGAAAACCAUCUGCGGAAUAGCUUCGUUAAAAGGGCUGGAAUUACAGUUGCGAAGCUUCCUAGUUGCUGGUGAAUUCGGCUCUGGGCUCUGGGCUGAUGAUGAAUGAGGGGCAUGGUGGACGCCGGUGAGAAAAUAAGUAAACCGUUGCUAGACGUGAGAUUCUAGCGGAUUUUUACAGAAAAUCGUUGAUAUUAGAAUUUCGAUGAUUAACACUAGCUGAUGAAUUCAAAAAUAUUGCUAGAGCCCUGUAUGUUGAAUGAUGUGUAUG